This is a messenger RNA of Chondrus crispus (carragheen), 3318 nucleotides long. RefSeq lists its product as hypothetical. Gene Ontology annotation, molecular function: phosphate transmembrane transporter activity. The transcript has 2 exons. Bases 1 to 2136 code for a protein of 711 amino acids. NCBI's taxonomy places the organism in Eukaryota, Rhodophyta, Florideophyceae, Gigartinales, Gigartinaceae. Gene Ontology annotation, biological process: phosphate ion transport; monoatomic anion transmembrane transport; polyphosphate metabolic process. Gene Ontology annotation, cellular component: membrane. The record is from RefSeq and is a predicted model, not a curated record.
AUGCGCUUCUCCGAAACCUUGCGUUUCAACGCAAACCCAGACUGGUGGGUCUAUUAUGUUCCUUAUGAUGAACUCAAGGUUCGCGUCGAGAAGCUCCGUCUGCUCCAUCAAGCCGUCAUCUCUUCCGCCUCGCAGCACACUGCCCGCUCCCACAGCACUCAUCACGACCACACCGAGUCCACGGAUGAGGAGGGCGACCUCGAACCCCAGCGAAAGCCGCGCAGAACAAUGCGUCGAUCAGCCAGUCGACGUGUGCUUGCUGACAUGCGCGCUUACGAUCGUGCCGCGGGCUAUUCCGCCGUCCUUGGCGGGUUUCCUCAGGUUCCACCCCCAGAGGAUGCAGCACAACCCUUAGUUCGAGAUGGGGAAGACCCACUUGAUAGGUUUGAGCAGCAGGAUGCUGAAUUCUUUGAUAUGCUGGAUAGACAUGCCAAGACAGCGGACGAGCUUUUUCAAAGGCUUUCAGAAGAGCUUAAAAAGAUGACGUUAGAGUUGGCCGCCGAAGGCGAGGCGCUCAUCGAAAUAGAGGAACGCAUGAACGCUGCUCCUGGGGAUAUCGAGGCGAUACCGUUGCUGCAAGCGCCGCCCGGUUCACCGACUAACAUUCGGAGCCGUGCAGCUCUCCAGGAGGAGUUGCAACACUUUCGCCACAAAGUUGUUGAGCAUUACAGAGAGCUUGGGGAAACUGUGAACUUUUCAACCUUGAAUCGGUCGGGAAUUGAUAAGAUUCUGAAAAAGCACGACAAGAACACCGACAGGAACAGAAGAACAUCAUACAUGGCGCUUUUAUAUAGCGAAUCACAGUUUACAGAUACGUCCGAGCUUGAACUAAUGCAAAAGCAAACGGAACGAGUAUAUGCAGAUGUAUUUAAGAAGGGUGAUGUGCGCACAGGGAAAGAAGAAUUGCGAGACGGUUUGCGCGACCUUAUCAUCUGGGGCAGGAACACAAUAUGGAGGGAUGUUCUUCGGACUGAAAGAAAAGUGUCCGCCAUCCACACCGUUCGCGGUGGCAGAAAUAUCGACUUCAAUAAGGCAAGUGAUCUUAUUUCCUUUCGACCAAGGUCUAUACCGGUUUUGGGAGCUCUUUUGGCAUUCUUUCUCGUCCUUUGUUUUCCGGGUCUUGUCACCGAUCUUCCAGUGGAUGGUGGCGUCGAGUACUCGGAAGAAACCCUUGCAGCUGCUCACCGAUGCUUAGCGCUGGUGGCUUUCGUUGUGAUUUUGUGGGCGUUUGAGGGCGUACCUCUUUACGUCACUUCCUUUAUGGUGCUUCCAGGAGUUAUUCUUUUGCGAGUGUUCUUGGACGAGGAUGGAGUUCCGUUGAGUCCCCAAAAAGCAUCAGAAACUGUUUUCAUGCGAAUGAGCUCACCAACAUUGCUGCUCAUUAUCUGCGUCUAUGCGAUGGGUGCGGCGCUCUCCAAGUUCGAGAUUGACAAGCUUAUAGCAAAUCGCAUCCUUGUGAGGAUCCGGAAGCCGCAUGUCCUCCUCGCUGCCGUGAUGUUUUUGGCGGUUUUCACAUCUGUUUUUGUGAGUAAUGUCGCGGCCCCUGUCCUCCUGAAUUCCGUGAUGAUGCCGACAAUUGACGCCAUGAGACAGUCGCGGAGCAAUCGAAAAUAUGUUCGAUGCUUGCUGUUGGGGAUCAUGAUUGCCAGUAAUAUUGGAGGGUUCGCGAGUCCGAUCUCGUCACCACAAAGCGCUGUCGCAUUGGGAUUAUUGGUCGGUGAUUAUAAGAUCUCGUUCGUCAAGUGGCUAGUCGCUGCGAUCCCCCAAGCGACUGCGAUGGUGAUAGUCUGCUUUUUGGUAUUGUGCUUGAUGUACAAACCUCAGAAUUACGAGUUGCCACAGCUUCCAAGUUUUUCUGAGAAGCUACGGUGGCCGCAUUGGGUGACAAUAACGUCGAUAGUGGGAACUGUUUUUAUAUGGUCGGAUCAUGGAUUGCAAGACUUUUUCGGGUCAGCUGGUGUGGUUGCCCUUUCCAGCACACGAUAUACUUUGGGACAGGAAUCCUCACGAAAGAGGAUUUCAACAACCUCCCCUGGGACGUGGUAUACCUGGUGGCUGGUGGCAUUGUUUUGGGUGCAGCUGUCGAGUCUUGCAAGUUGCUCGAUGUGGUGGCGGAACGACUCACCAAUGCAAUAGGAACCUCAAACUUAUUUCUGACGUACUUAAUUUUCUGCGUCUUUAUGGCGGCAGUGGCCAACGCUGUUUCCCAUACGGUCUCUGCCAUAAUCGUUUUGCCACUCAUUUACAAGAUUGGAGAGAGCCUUGGUCACCCGCAAAUUCUUGUUCUCGCCGGAACUAUUGCUGCUUCCAGUGCUAUGGCUCUCCCCGUUAGCUCAUUUCCGAACAUCUCAGCAACACAGGUUUCGGACGAGCAAGGAGACCCUUACCUAUCUGCAAGUGAAGUACUGAAAGUAGGCUCAGUGAUGACUGUUCUAUGCACUAUCGUGUUGGUGACGUUUGGAUACGCGCUAAUGGUACAACUGCAUAUGUAGAGGACCUUUGCUUUUAGAAUUGUGCAAAUACCCAUAUGCUGUACAUGUGUACUGUACCUUUGUGUUUGAACAUGACCUCGUGUGACGUUUUACUUUUUUAUGAUGCACCAUAGCACACAAGGUGACAACAAACUAGAUACAGGGGGGGGGGGGGGGGGGGACGCGCAAUAGUGCCGCUUUCAUUAUUGCCACCCUCGAAUUAGUGCCGCCAAAACCGGCAGACACAGGUUCUGCCAUGUGUCAUGCACGACGUCGUCAUCGGCCACUCCUCAUGCGCCUCAGCUCACUUGGUGACGUGAUGGCACCUCACUCAAAGACCCUAACAUGAAUCCUGAAAAGAUCGCCAAAGCGAAGCGUACGCGCCUUACGAUUGCACAGAAAAUCGAGGUUGGGCAUCUGCUGCAGGUCGGAAAGUUGGUCGAAAUGAAACAGAAAUUGAUAAAUCUAUAGUGGAUGGUAUUGUAGGGUUUCUCUCCCGACUGAGCCUGGUGCCAGAAGACGGCCUUGCAGAAUUCUGCAGGAAAGAUGUGGAGGAAUGGAUUGAGAUCGAGACUAAUGAGCUUGUGGCAGAAGCUUGUAUUAGUGAUGCUUGCGAUUCAAUACAUUAUGGUGGAGAGCUACAGAAUCAGUCUGCCAGUGAUCCUAUGAUGGAUGAUUGUGUGGCAGAAGACGAGUGUGAAAUCACGGAGAGGCGGGCCGUACCGAGUGCUGUAGCCGAGUGCUGUAGUGCUAGCAAGGUUGUUUGGGUCUUUGAAGAGUCUGGGUGUGGAGUGCGAUGUGAGCAAUGCCUUAUCGCACUUGAGGUCCGCAAAACGAGCUUUUCUAG